Messenger RNA from Fonsecaea nubica, 1680 nucleotides. RefSeq lists its product as hypothetical. The record is from RefSeq and is a predicted model, not a curated record. The coding region runs from base 1 to 1680 and encodes 559 amino acids. Gene Ontology annotation, cellular component: plasma membrane. Lineage: Eukaryota; Fungi; Ascomycota; Eurotiomycetes; Chaetothyriales; Herpotrichiellaceae. The transcript has a single exon. Gene Ontology annotation, molecular function: nucleobase transmembrane transporter activity. Gene Ontology annotation, biological process: nucleobase transport; transmembrane transport.
AUGGGGUUCAAACACUUUUGGGACGAGCAUGUAGUGCUCAAACCGCAUCCUGGCUCCUUUGGGGCAGAUGAACCUGAUGCGAUCAAAUACACCAACGAGGACAUGGACCCGAUCAAACGAAAAGAUCGAACCUAUGAGUGGUACCAAAUGGGAUUGUUUUGGAUAGCCGAAGGUUUCAACGCAGCACAACUGGAAGUAUCAAGCUCAGCCUUCUCUCUCGGACUGAACCCAGGGCUCUGUGUGGUGGCGUGCUUGAUUGGCAACAUUAUCGUCUCCAUUCCCUGCGCUGCGUCCGGAUAUCUAGGUAGCAAGCUGGGGACAAACUUUCCUGGCACAGUCAGAGCGUCGUUCGGUAUGUUAGGGUCCAAAUGGGCCAUGGUCGUGAGAGGGGUGCCGUGUAUCAUCUACUACGGCAUCCAAGUCAGUCUCGCUGGUCAAGCGGUUCAAGCCUGCACUACAGCCAUCUGGCCGUCUUUCGCUCACUGGGAAGUCAACGCAAUUCCAGCCUCGGCCAACGUGACGGCGCAACAAAUUUUGUGCUUCUCCAUCUUCUGGUUGAUAUCGUUGCCGUUCCUGUACCUGCCGAUCAAGACGUUGCGAUACCUGUUCAUUGUCAAGAGUGUUCUGGUGCCUCUUUUUUGGGUGGCCCUGUUCACAUGGUCAGUGACUGCUGCGCGCGGUUGGCCUGAAGUUUGGAGAGCACCGAGCAAGCCCCUAGACGGAUGGAGUGUGGGCUACCUUUUCGGUAUAUGCGUCAACGCUGCAAUUUCCGGUAACGCUACCUUUGCUGUCAACAUCAUGGACAUAUCGCGGCACUCAAAGAACGACACCGCAGCAUGGGCUACCCAGCUAUUCGCCUUGCCUGUGCUGGUGACCUUGACCGAAUUCCUCGGCUGCACCAUGGCAGUGGCCUCGUCAGUUGUAUAUGGCGAGGUGCAAUGGAAUCCUUUGGUGGUGAUCAACAACUUCGAUAAUCGGGCUGGGAAGUUCUUUGCGGGUGCCUGCUUCAUCUUCUUCAACAUCAUGACCAACGUCACAGGUAACUCGGUCCCUCUGGCCAACGACUUGACGGGAUUGUUCCCCAAGUACAUCAACAUUCGCCGCGGACAGUUCAUCUGUGCGGUGAUAUCGUUCGCCAUCUGUCCAUGGGAGAUUCAAGCAAAGGCGACCACCUUUUUGGCAUUCUUGGGUGCAUAUACGCUGUUCCUCGGUGCGACAACAGGAGUCAUCAUGAUGGAUUAUUUCUGGGUCCGCCGCGGAUACGGCAUCAACAUUUCGCAUCUCUUCAAACCCCGGGGUAUCUAUUGGUAUAAGUAUGGGUGCAACUGGCGUGCAUUCGUCGCGUGGUUUGUGGCCAUCGCUCCGCUCUUCCCAGGGAUGCUAUUCUCAAUGGGUGUACCGGUUCACAAUCGAGGCAUUCUCAAUAUGUACUCGUGGAAUUACGUCCUCGUGGUCGUCUUCUCCGGCUUGGUGUAUUUCAUUUGCACGACCCUCUCGCCCGUACCAGUCAGACCGGAUGACGGUGAAGAGGACUACGGCAAGUUGUAUCUCCUCGACGGGUUGGAGGUAGCAAGUGAGAGCAGGACACCAACCGAGUAUACCGACCGGGACAUUGAGAAGAGUGAAAAGAUCGUCUCCGAGACGCAUGUAACUCCGGCGGCAAUACAAACAGUAGGAUGA